Messenger RNA from Brachypodium distachyon (stiff brome), 1290 nucleotides. Its product is annotated as peroxidase 2. NCBI's taxonomy places the organism in Eukaryota, Viridiplantae, Streptophyta, Magnoliopsida, Poales, Poaceae. The transcript is spliced from 2 exons. The record is from RefSeq and is a predicted model, not a curated record. Gene Ontology annotation, biological process: response to oxidative stress; hydrogen peroxide catabolic process. Gene Ontology annotation, molecular function: heme binding; peroxidase activity. The coding region runs from base 132 to 1091 and encodes 319 amino acids.
UUCUUAGACAUUUCUCUCCAAUUCGGCAGAGCAGACAAGAUCAGCCUCUUCAAUUCUCCCCUCCACGGCUCCACCUGUGUCAGCACAGACAAGACCAGCUUCUUCAAAUCCUGAACAUCCAGUUCGGACACAUGGCCGCCUCCUCUUUCCUUGCUCGCUGCAGCUUCUUGGUGACACUAGCAGUGCUGCUAGUACUAGCACUGACAACCGGAUCAGCUCACGGCCAUGGCUCCAAAGGAGGUCUGAGCUCGACGUUCUACGACGAGUCCUGCCCCGGCGCGCAGGACAUAGUCCGGCGCGUGAUCCAGGACGCCCGCGUGUCCGACGCGCGCAUCCCGGCCAGCCUCAUCCGGCUCCACUUCCACGACUGCUUCGUCCAGGGCUGCGACGGCUCGAUCCUUCUCGACGACGACCUCCAGAGGAUGAUCCAGAGCGAGAAGGCAGUCCCCGCCAACGACAACUCGGCGCGUGGGUUCCCCGUCGUCGACGACAUCAAGCGCGCGCUGGAGCAGGCCUGCCCCGGCGUCGUCUCCUGCGCCGACAUCCUCGCCAUUGCGUCCGAGGUCUCUGUCCAAUUGGCUGGAGGCCCGUACUGGAGGGUGCUUCUCGGCCGCCGUGACGGCACGAGCACCAAUAUUCAGGGUGCCAACGAUCUCCCAAGCCCCUUCGACUCCCUCGAGACUCUUCAGGAGAAGUUCAGGAACUUCGGCCUUGACAACACUGACCUCGUCGCCCUCCAAGGAGCGCACACAUUUGGGCGGGUGCAGUGUCAGUUCACGCAGCAGAACUGCACGGCCGGGCAGGCUGACGAAGCGUUGGAGAACCUGGACCAGGCUACUCCCGACGUUUUCGACAACAAGUACUACGGCAAUCUCUUGCGCGGCCGGGCACAGCUCGCCUCGGACCAAGUGAUGCUGUCCGACCCCGUCGCGGCCACAACCACCGCGCCUGUUGUUCAACGGUUCUCCAACAGCCAGAAGGACUUCUUCAAGAACUUCGCCGCGUCCAUGAUCAAGAUGGGGAACAUAAGCCCGCUGACCGGAAAAGAUGGAGAGAUCAGGAACAACUGCAGGAGGGUCAACAGAAAAUGAUCAAGAUUGAUGUUGUUCGAUGAACAUAAAAUUUGAUUCGUUCUUUUCUUUCUCUUUUACCAAUUAUGGUGCUCGUAAAUAUCAUUCUUUCAAUUUCAUUCUAACUGUAAAGUGCUCUGCUUUUCUUUUCUCCAAAAACAAAUGUAAAUGUUCGUCCUCCACUACAAAUUAUUUACACUUCAAGAGAGAUAUUACACCC